CGUGUUCUGCGUGGAAACUAGACAUCGAUUCAUAGGGCAUCGUGAUGUCUUCAAAGAACGUUGUCACUAUUGGUCAACUCGUUAGGAAGUGCUUAAGGAAAGCGUAUUUUCUUCCUCAAAAACCCUCGUCGUACUCUAAAGGGUACAGGUUCUUAAACGACAAAAAAUACUGGACUUACGAUUGUCCGCCUUCUCCUCUGUACUUCGAUCGCCUUCUGUCGCCAUUUCGUCAUCUUCCCGCUGCUGGAGACGAAAUUCCUAUUAUAAUGGAGUGUACACCUGAAUCGUACUUGCUUCAGCACUGGAAGCAAUGGCUUCCGGCUUUUCCUCCCGUCGUUAUCAAGUCACUAGACGAGGGACUGCGAGAUGAUAUCCCUGUCAUAACAACGGCGGCGCUGGAAGCCAUCCCGGAACACAAGCAUAGUAUUCCUCCCGAUCUUUUGUACGAACUGCAGCUUAAAAGUACCAUUCUCGAAGUAGGGGUUCCAUUUCCACGAUAUCUUGUCAAAGACGCUCUAACAUAUCCUUGUGCUGUUAAAGCUGAUAUGAGCACUGGUGGACGUGGGAGCUGGCUUGUCAAAAACGAAAGGGAAUUGUCGGAGACGCUUCAGCAAAUGAAAGAUGUGUGCAACUGGAAGGGGGGGACUGUGUUUCAAGAAUACAUUCCUGGAGUUAAAGAAGUGCCUAGCUUUCAAUUUUAUCUGCAUAAAUCCGGCGAACUCUUUUGGGUUGGCACAACAACCGGUGGAUUUACCGGAUGUUUUUCAUGGACUACUGGAUCAGUGGACUGGGACAAGCAAGAAGAGUAUGAAAACCUUGUGUACAAAGAGUUCACAUUACCCAUAAAAGAUUACCUGCAAAGGCGAGGCUACUUUGGCCUGGUCACUUUUGAGGUGUUAAUUACUGAUCAUGCAAAGUACCUAGUGGAUAUUAACCCAAGAAUAGGAGGCGAUACAACACAUUUGUUACUUGCUCGUCACAUGGCUCUGGAUAUUGGCUUCAAACAUUCAGCAAUUUUUUGUAAAAAUAAGCACUCCAACCUGACUUCCAAGGAACUAGUUAAGAGGGCAAAUGAUAGCAAUGAGCAAGGUGAAGGAUUGACUGUUGUACUAUCAGCUGCUGAUGCUGAUGUAGGAUGUGAAUCAUAUGUGUCUGUUUUUGCUAAGACACCAGAUGCAGUACAAACUCUUUUUCACAAUUUGAAAAACUGAUUGAUGAAUCAUGAAUCAUUAAUAAUCAGUUGGUUGUUACUUAAUAAUGAAGUAAUGAUUUGUAGGUUGCAAUAUUUUAAAUGUAUCAGUUAGCCUGCCUAACAGGUAAAUACAAAAAUCUUAUAUUUUAUUGUUAUUUAAGAAGAGAGCAUGGAAUAACCUAACUUCUACAAUACUUAAUUUAAUCUGUUGAUCAUAACAUACAAAUUAACUAUACAAUUUACUUUUCAUUUUGUCUUUGCUGCAUUAGUAAUUCAGAAGGUCACUCAAUUUUAAUUUUAUAGGCAAUAUUUUUUGACCUUUGAACAAUUCAUAACCUUGCUAUGAUAUUUUCAAUACUUAAUGACUGAAGUCUUUAGGUAAAGGUGGAAGAAGGGGGAGGGGGGCAGGGUGGCAGCUUUGUUACCAUUUAGCAUCUUUCUCUACACUUAUGUCUCCUACUCAACAUUUGCAUAUGUUUCUGUUGUUCUUUUCAUGGUUAGCACUUUCUGAAAAUUUGACAGUCAAUAAGAAAAUAAAUAAAUGUUCCUCGAACAUGUUGACUCCUGUUUUAAUCCUUUAACUUCCAGAACUGAUAAACGUGAAACUUCUUCCUAUAUUAUUCAUACAUUAUCCAGCAAAUUGGCAUGAGAGCACUUAAACAUUUCAGGGAGUUUUUAUCCUGAUCUAACACCAAAUUCUCACAACUAAUUAACAAAGAAAUGUGUAGCAACUAGAGGGGAGAAUUAACAAUCAGAUCUUGGGAGUUAAAGGGUUAAUGGUGUGAUGUGUUUUGUGUAUUUCUUGGGUGGGUUCUGAAAUUUUGUCAGCACAUGUUGUUUGGUAUAGUUUUGAAGUUGUUGAUAACUUUCCCCUUUUCUGUCCCACCAUACUGAACACUGAAUUUUUGACAAGAGUCCAAUACCAAGGAAUUUAUGUCAUAGGGGAGGUAUGCCCUAGACCUCCUACAAUGAUUCUGAACUCCUGAAUCACAAAGCAUAGAGCUACAGUAGUUACAGCAGGUUGAAUUUCAAAAUACUUAUAACCUUUCAAAAAUGUCUUCAAAUUUAUUAAGAGUUGAAUUAAGGGCACAGCCAUUUUGGAUGAAAGCACUUACUUGUUACAUAUCAACUAGCCUUUCUCUUCCUUCAAUAUUUGAAGCACCGAUGUGAUUGACUUCCCUGGUUUCAUUAAGCUUGCAAAACACAUCAAGUUUUUAGUGUGAGUGCAGUGAAUUAAAGAACAUAAGACUAUUGCAUUGCUGGUAAGUGGCCAGG
This is a messenger RNA of Pocillopora meandrina, 2467 nucleotides long. The record is from the annotation of a GenBank genome assembly. Lineage: Eukaryota; Metazoa; Cnidaria; Anthozoa; Scleractinia; Pocilloporidae.